Molecule: messenger RNA, 1773 nt
Organism: Coregonus clupeaformis (lake whitefish)
Lineage: Eukaryota; Metazoa; Chordata; Actinopteri; Salmoniformes; Salmonidae
Product: lysophosphatidic acid receptor 4
Exons: 5
Coding region: 476-1696 (406 amino acids)
Biological process (GO): positive regulation of Rho protein signal transduction; phospholipase C-activating G protein-coupled receptor signaling pathway
Cellular component (GO): membrane
Molecular function (GO): lysophosphatidic acid receptor activity
Source: RefSeq, a predicted model, not a curated record
GACCUCCAGACCACCGACCUCACACGAACACACAAACAAAUCCUCUGCCGAAAUUCACAUUCAACUAGGCACAGAAUUGGGUCCCUUACUCCAUUUUCCGCCAAAGUAAAAAUAAACAGCGAGCUCUUCUAGAUACGGCAAGUUUGAUACGUUUUAACGACAUGACAGAACCCGUGAAACUUUUAAAUACUGUGGGAAGUGAAGUUACUGCAAUGAGACCACCCGGCAGUCCAGUGCGGAAGAAAAACGAAACACUUGUCGGUGAAACAGUCUGAUAUUUCUGCACCAGGGAGCUGAAGGAGCAGCAGCGUUGGACGUGUUGACUUGACAACCGGAGGCGACAACAAGGGAGAGCAACCAGCCCAAACACACAGAUCGUGAUGCCCUGGAGGGGUCUUGCCUUGUGGACCACCCACUGACCUCCCCAGAGAACGCCCCCCGACCCUCACCCUUCUACCUCCACCCCGGCCUCAGCAUGGCUGGUCUGGUGCUGAACGAGACAGGCAUGGAGGACUGUGGGAUAGAUGACAGCUUUAAGUAUGACCUGUACAGUGUGGUCUACAGCGUGGUGUUUGUCCUGGGGCUCUGCACCAACUGUGCUGCUCUCUUUGUGUUCUGCUUCCGGAUGAAGCUACGCAACGAGACAACGCUGUUCAUGACUAACCUGGCGUUGUCAGACCUUGUGUUUGUGUUCACGCUGCCCUUCAAGGUCUACUACAAUGUCAACCGACACUGGCCCUUCGGAGACGAGCUCUGCAAGGUAUCAGGAACAGCUUUCAUAACCAAUAUCUAUGGCUCCAUGCUGUUCCUCACCUGCAUCAGUGUGGACCGCUUUCUGGCCAUCGUCUACCCCUUCCGCUCGCGCUCAGUCCGCACGCGGAGGAACGCGGGCCUGGUGUGUGCUGCGGUCUGGCUCACCAUCGUGGGGGGAGGGAUAUCGGUCACCUUCUUUUCCACGAUCAACCAGGCGAACCGCGCCACGGCCUGCUUCGAGGGAUUCUCCAAGAGCACCUGGAAGACAUACCUGUCUAAGAUCACUAUCUUUAUAGAGAUCGUAGGUUUUCUUCUCCCCCUCCUGACCAACCUGGUGUGUUCCUCUCUGGUGCUGAGAACCCUCCGUCGCCCAGGGACCAUCGGCCACGGCUGCAACAGCAAGCGCCGGGUCCUCCGUAUGAUCCUCGUCCACCUGGCCAUCUUCAUCGUCUGCUUUGUCCCCUACAACUCCAUCCUCUUCCUCUACGCCAUGGUGCGGACCCAGGCUCUGGCCAACUGUAACCUGGAGAGGUUUGUCCGGACGCUGUACCCAAUCACCCUGUGUCUGGCCACCCUCAACUGCUGCUUAGACCCAGUGGUGUACUACUUUACCUCUGAGUCCUUCCAGAAGAGUCUCACCACCGGGGGGAAGGGUUGGGUCCGGGCUGAGAGCAUCCCCCGCAGCGAUACACACCUGAGUAGUGAGGCAGAGACGCAGCAGGACACAGGGACACUGACCAGGGAUUGGAGACCGUCGGGAGACACACGGGACUGGACAGUCACCAGGAGAGACUCACGAGAAGCAUCACUCACUGGAGACACACAGGACUGGACAGUCACCAGGAGAGACUCACGAGAAGCAUCACUCACUGGAGACACACGAGACGCACACGCUCUCGCCAGCAACGGGAAAGAUACGGGGGUGAAUGAGACUCCGUUCUGACACUACGUGGGAGAGAGAGAGAAAGAGAGAGAGAGAGAAAGAGAGAGGGAGAAAGAGAGAGAGGAAGAGAGAGAGAG